Messenger RNA from Mytilus californianus (California mussel), 2544 nucleotides. RefSeq lists its product as uncharacterized. Lineage: Eukaryota; Metazoa; Mollusca; Bivalvia; Mytilida; Mytilidae. The coding region runs from base 47 to 1741 and encodes 564 amino acids. The transcript has 2 exons. The record is from RefSeq and is a predicted model, not a curated record. Gene Ontology annotation, molecular function: zinc ion binding; protein binding.
UAAUGACCUUCCUCGUAAACAAGACGGGAGCAAAAGUGUGUGUAAAAUGGCAACAGCUACUAAAACCUGUGGUGUUUGUGAACUCCGUCACAUCACUAAACCAUCCAUAGUUUGGUGUUCAGAAUGUGAUGAGGGACUAUGUACCGAAUGCAAGGAACAUCAUAGCUUGUCUAAGUCAUCGAGAAGCCAUUGCGUGAUAUCUUUUACUGAAUACCAGAAAUUACCAGCUGAUGUACUUAAAAUUACUCAGUACUGUACCAAACACGAUAAAAAGUAUCAAAUGUUUUGCCAGAAGCAUGAAUUUCCAUGUUGCAGUAAAUGCAUCGUGGAAAGCCAUAAAGAAUGCCGAGAUUUUGUUGAUUUAGAUGACGUCAUUCACAAUGUCAAAACCUCCAAUGCAAUGUGCGAGAUAGAGGAAACAUUAGUUGAAGUAGCAGAAAAUCUACAAAAUAUUCGCCAGCAUCAACAGGACAAUUUGACGACAUUUAAAGAAAGUAGAAAGGAAAUAGAAAAAGAAAUAAAGACGACCAGAAUAAAGAUCAAUAACCAUCCCGACAAAUUGCAAGAAGAUUUAUUGAAACAACUAUAUGUGGUCGAAGAAAAAGAAAACUUGAAAAUGUGUGAGUUAUUGUCAUCAUUAGAAAAUAAAGAAAAGGAAAUAGCAGAUUGCCAGAGAAAUAUAAUGAACAUCAAGCAACACGCAACGGACCUUCAGAUGUUCUUGUCAAUAAAGCAAAUAAAAGAGGACGUCUACAGCAAAUAUGAAUUCCUGCAGUUGCUUGAUGAAGUCAAGAAUGUCAAGCAAACUUCUCUUUCAUAUAAGAUCAACGCCUCUAUCAAGAAUAUCAUGUCCGAUAUCAUAAGUUUUGGAGAAGUGCGUAUUGAAGCUAAAACUUGCGAUAUUGUUCUGAUUAGGAAAAAGGCCAAACAAGCCCAAAUGAUGGUACCAACCGUUCAAUCAAGAUCCAUUGAAAAUAUUAAGCUUACUAUACAGAAGACCCUCGACACUCAAGGAAACUCAACCUUGGGAUGUUGCAUGCUGUCGGAUGGUAGAUUGGCAUUUACUUACUACUAUGAUUGGAAGGUUAUUGUAUUUAAUAUGAAAGGAUUAAAAGACUUUGAGGUUAAGAUGCCAUGUAACGUUUAUGAUAUAGUGUACAUCAGUGAAGACAAUGCAUUGGCUGUAACAUCUGGUGGUUCAUCGAAGAAGUGUAUUUUUAUUAUCGACUUGAAGAAGAAACAAAUCAAGAAAACAAUUUCACUGGAUUCGCAUAUUUAUGGCAUAGCAUCGAACGGAAAUAGAUUGGUUUAUUCCGCUUACGACAGAGGAAUAAGAAUGGUCAAUCUGUACGACGAGUCUAUAAGUGAUGUAGUUCGAGACAAAAUGCCUCGUGACUGUUAUACUGCUACAUUUAGGGACAACAUAUAUCAUACAAACAGACAAACAAGUUCUGUGACAUGUUAUAAUCUACAAGGUGAAGUACAGUGGACAUUCCAAAAUGAAAACGUUCUGAAGACUCCUCGUGGUAUUAAUGUAGAUAAUGAUGGUAAUGUGUACGUGGUGGGGUGUGGAUUGAACAAUGUGGUAGUCAUCUCCCCUGACGGAAAACAACAUGGAAAAGUAUUGACAGCAAGUGAUGGUCUAAGUGAUCCCGUCUCACUUCAUUAUAAUAGUGGACCACUGAAUCAGUUGCUAGUCGCAAACUUACACAACAAGGCUCAUUUGUUUAAUCUUAUUUGAAAGCAAAAAAAUAGUUAAAAUUACUCAUUCUCAGGUGAUUCUGUGAAAUGUUUAUUUUUUACAGGAUUUUGGAAACCUAAUUCGAAAACUAUAUAAUUUGUAGUGCUUUUUUGAAAGAAAAUUCCGCAUCCAAUUCGAUAAAGUUGUUAAGCUGGUAAUAUAGAAAUCGUUUAUCUUUUCUUUUAUGUAAUAGCUACAAGAGUUUUAAAAAGGUGUUGGUCGUUAAGCUGAAACAAAGACUUUAUUAAAGAAUGUUCAUAGUUUUAAAAAUGAGGAAACCAGGCGGAAACUAAGCUUAACUGAGGCGGAAAGCAUGCGUAAAAUUAGGCGUAAUAUUUAAAUGAGUACGCUAGGUCGACAGAAAACCAGGCGUAAUAUGCAAAUGAGUACGCCUGGUCAAUAGAUAAACCAGGCGUAAUAUCCUUACAUAAUACUACACUUAAUUUAAAUCAGUGUAUUACCUUAGCUGUGUACUUUGUGUAUUUGAUACAAACUUGUAUUGUAUGAUGGAAACCGCGCUACUAGCGCAAUUCAAGGGUAUAACGAAAUACCGGAUGUCUGUUUGUUCGUGUGUUUGUGUGUCCGUGCGUUUUGGUCCUCUGUGAGCUCUUACACGUACAAUUCCAGCCAGAUAUUUUAUCGGCAAUGCCUUGGACGAGUUCGGAAGUCAGUGGCGAUCAAAUAUUUUCAAAGGAGUUGUGCCCUUGAAAUAAACAUUGAUUGGAAAAUUGCAUUGUAAGCACUCUCUUGUCUAUAUUUUUUGUAGGAUUAUUAUAAAAUCAAUUGUGUUAAACAACGAUGUC